CUCAGACUACAAAUCGACUUGAGAACGUCGUCGCAGUCGUAGCGUGGUUUUGUCGCACGAACCGCGACUUCACGGUACAGAUCUCUUGUUGCCGGCUACAAGAUCGAACGUAUUUAUCUCGUGGAAAGCAUCCCAGCAUCUUGAGAAGAAAUUUCGUUUUUCUUGGUCAGCCAGUCUUAAGAAAAUUUAGAUCGGUCUCGUUGGUGUUCACGUCGGAGCGGAUCAGAUCACUUUGAUCACGUGUUCGGAAUUGUUAAAAUGAAUUAACCGUUGCCGCUUAAAAAUAAAUUCUAAUUAAACUUUGCGUACUCGUAUGAUCGCGAUGUAGGUGAAAAAAAACUCCUGACGGUCGCUAAGUCGUUAACCUCGCGGUGCAUGUUCUUCUAGCUUGUCACAAGUAGAUAGAUAAGACUAUGCAAAGUUUUAAUUGCAUCUGUGCAUUUUUAUCUCAACAUAAAGGUGAACAAUUUGGCCUCUCGAGAGUCGACGAAAAGUUGCAAAGAUCGAUCCCACUAUAGAUGAGUUUGUGAAACAAAGCCUGUGCACAGGCAAUUUAAUUGCACCGACAAGUUAAUUAAUCGCACUUGCAUACAAGAAGUGCAUCCCGUUUUUACCAGUUUUUGAAUGAAUGUGGUUAACCACCAAACGACCACCAGUGAUGUCAUUGGUCGUACAGAAUAACUUUUCUCUUUAGUGUUGAUUGAAACUCGGCUACUGGAUGUGCGAAACUGAAACCGCGAAAAUACUUUGGGAAUUACUUCCUACCUGUCCUUUUGGUGAGAUUCCAGCCCUUUCUGGGUCAGCCGUUGGGACAAGAUUCUUAUUGCAAUUGCGGACCAGCACAACGGGAUCGUUUAAGACUGUCAGGGAAGGCCAUUAACCUGUUUGGAAAGGCGGGAUAUUUUCUUUUACUUCCGGGAGCCAAACUGUUGAUAUCAGUGUUUUACAUCCUCAGCCUUUCCUUGUGUAAAGUGAAAAAGAGGUGCGGUAGGGCAUGAUGGAAAAUAACUAGAGGAGUCACGCUUGUUUCCAGGGAAAACGGACGAGUGUGAUAUAAUGUAAUGUAUCCCGUAGGAAGGUAAAUGCACGAUAAAGGCAAAGGAAAGUAUUUUCGUUUUUCCUUACUCUACUUGAAAGUGCUCGAAACAAAGGUUUUGAAUCGUUCAGGCAUUAAGUGCAAUUCUACGACAUUUCGUAUAUUUUUCUAUUCGUUCGUUAGGUGUGUGUUUUUGUAUACAAGUGAUGUGAAAUCCUUACGAGGUUAAGCGGGCUAUAAAAACCAUUCGAGCAUCUAGAAACGGGUUGACGCCAACAACAUGAAUUCCUUUUACAAACGUUUCAGCCUGUGCAGUGUUUUAUGGUAUCUGAAAGUGAAAUCGUGUAACAUGAACCCUUUCCUACGAUUACAUGUUCUCUAGACGAAAAGAAGGAUAUUGCACUUACUACCAUAUACCCGACCGCCUUUUUAGUAUUACGGACAUAAAAUCAGAACGCUGAAAGGAGACAUAGAUUGUACGUGUAAGAAGUUCGAAGCUCAUCUCAUUCAGAAGAACCAUAUAGUGUGGCAAUAUCGGACUAUGUCAUGCCCUCGAAGAAAUCAUCACUUACUUCUUUUCUAUUGUCUCUUCGUGCUUGUUCACGUUCAGCAAACUGUUAACUCGUUGCAGAAUGGAUACCACCGACGUCCGGUGGACACACAUCAUCGCUACGGACACAACCCACUACCGCCAAGAUAUUUUGAAGAAGGAGUAAAAGUCGAAAACCCUAGGCGAGGGGAUCAUAUGAUAAAUGGAGCAAGCGAAGAGCAACAAGAACACCAUUAUCGCCAUCAACACUAUCGUCAGUUGCAUCACCGCCAACAGCCAAGUGCAAGUAUAAAUUCAUUAGGAAGUGACGAAUUGCAGGGAUCCCAUUCUGUGUCACCUUCGCAGAAGAAACUGCAUCUACGUUCCAAGAGUAGGAGGAUCGUGGAGGCUGUACAUGCCUUCCAGGCCUCUUCGACUCCUCGUCCAGCCUCGUUGCAUGGACAUAACCCACAUAAUCGCUAUCAUCCCCAUCAUCAACCGCCGCAGAGUCAUCAAACUCCUUACCAUCCUAUGCAUCACCAGACACCUAGGCCUCGACCGGACAAUAGCCUCGAGUCGCGUAGAAAGUCAUUACCGUGGGCAGUGAAUCGUCAUCGGGGAUCGAGUGUCAUCAACGGCUUUGCCACAGCCUCGCCUCCAAUUACAAAAGCGAUACCCACAACCAGCCAUAGUGUACCAAGCCUUACCUAUCCUAAGGGCGGUAGCGAGGGAGCAAGUCCUCAGCGAAAGCAUUCUCAUUCGAAACACUUGGAUGCGACGGAAGAUGAUGACAAUGAUAGCUAUGAUGACGACUACUACGACUAUGAGGAGGAUAAUGGCAACGAUGACGACAAUGAAGACGAUGAUGACAAUGGGCAUGCAAAUGAAUAUGCGAAUGCCUAUGGCGGCAUGGAUGCAGGUUUCGAUGCACACGGAUAUGCGGAGCCAACAAAAAGUGCAGUGGAAGGAUUCGCAACAAACGACGAGAACUCGUCUUAUGCGCUCCAUGAGAACACAAUGGAUUACGACGACUAUAGUUUCCUCGCCGACGAGCCGAUUGAUGAGCUAGGAAGCCUCACCGAGCAGAAAUGGCGCAACUUUUCAACAAGAGAAGGCGUCGAAAAGAUGGCAAAGGCAGAAAAUCCCAACAUUGCUGCUGCAAGACAUUUGGAACUUGUCAAAAAGGAAGGACUUUGUAAAUAUCCUCAUCCAAAAGUGAUACGAAUAUCGAACAAUACAUCGAAACGCUUCAUUCCACAUUUCACAGUUUUACAUAGAUGCGGUGACGACACAGGAUGCUGUUGGCCCGACACCAAAACUUGUGUUGUGAAAACUUCUGUUCCGGUUGUGCUAUAUUUUUACGUUAUCCCUAUGGAGCAAACACGUUCGGUUAUUGAAGCAUUAACAUUAGUUAAUCAUACAGAAUGCCAUUGUAUAGAUCGACCCCAGGUGCGUGCAAUAAAUAGUGCGUCAUUGUCUCAUGUGACGCCCAGCCCAGAACGAAGUAGGCAUCGAUGCGUUAAAUAUUUUGAUUUAGACGAGAGUGAUCCAGAUUAUAUCCGUUGUGAUUGCAUCGGUAGAGAUGCAGAAAGAAGGGAAGCCUGUCAACGGUUGUCAAGAGGUGAAGAGGGAUUCAUGCUGCAAGAUCAAAGGUGUGUAUACCAGGGAGUAUGCAAGCCACCGACUUGUGAAUAUGGCCAAUACAACAGGACAAUAGGAAGGUGCCCCAGCAAGGACUACAAAAUUGAAGCAGCAGGGAAGGUUCUAGGAAGUUUAAAGAGCAGUACUGUCUGAUUAAAGCUAAGCAUGUAGAAACACUUCGAGCCGAACUCAUGUUUGUAUCUAUGUAUCUAUUUAAGUAGACGUGAAUGUAUCGCAUCAUUCACGAUACACCAACUUAGUUUCUAGAAUUCGAAAGAAUCUCUGAAAUGUUACUUAUUCAGAAAAUCUAAAUGCGGUUCUGGACCAGAAUUUAUUUCCAUAUGAAAAGAGAACUAGUCAAGUAAUCAAAUGACUUAAGAUUCCUCUAGGGAAAUGAGCGUAAAGUAUACUUUUAAUCAGUAUUAAUAUUCAAGGCACAAUUCGGUGCUAUGAAAGUAUCACAAAAAAUCGUUUCCAAUUUAUGUACGAAAACAUUUAUUUAUUGUAUCAUAUAAUAUACGACAGUAAGCCUAAAGUUUACAUUCGAAAUGCGUACUUAACGCUGUUAUGCUAGAAUUUAUGUCGAAUUCACUUUUAAAAUAUAAAGAAGUAAUCAUAACUCACUGUUAUCAAUGUGUACGAAAAAAAUUAUAUUUACCACUUUUUACGAAAUAAUUACUAAUUUGUAGAUUUGCAAUGAAAGUAAACAUUCAUGAAUGGCGCCAUCACCGCGCCUGUCUAUUUGCUGAAAAAGAAAAGAUAUUGUUGUAAUCCAUGUUAAAUUGAGUCUAAUCAGAAACUAUUGCUAAUAAAUAUAUUUUAUUAUAUUGAUAGUUGCCAUUUGUUAGAUGCAAUCAUUUUGUAAUGUUUAAUAUUUUUGUAUUUGCAUAAUUUAAUAAUACGUUUUAAAUUGUCUGUGCAUUACUAGAAUAGUAAUGUAUUUUUAUAGAAAAAUAAACAGGUUAGUUUUAACCGGA
Hermetia illucens (black soldier fly) is the source of this 4183-nucleotide messenger RNA. RefSeq lists its product as uncharacterized. Gene Ontology annotation, molecular function: growth factor activity. Gene Ontology annotation, cellular component: membrane. The record is from RefSeq and is a predicted model, not a curated record. The transcript is spliced from 6 exons. Gene Ontology annotation, biological process: hemocyte migration. Bases 1578 to 3359 code for a protein of 593 amino acids. Lineage: Eukaryota; Metazoa; Arthropoda; Insecta; Diptera; Stratiomyidae.